This is a messenger RNA of Selaginella moellendorffii, 1389 nucleotides long. Its product is annotated as caffeoylshikimate esterase. NCBI's taxonomy places the organism in Eukaryota, Viridiplantae, Streptophyta, Lycopodiopsida, Selaginellales, Selaginellaceae. The transcript is spliced from 8 exons. Bases 175 to 1344 code for a protein of 389 amino acids. Gene Ontology annotation, molecular function: lipase activity. Gene Ontology annotation, cellular component: membrane. The record is from RefSeq and is a predicted model, not a curated record.
UUCUAAAAGCUUCCACUGUGAAAGUUCUUGGAGAGGACGAGGAGGACUAAAUAGUAGGAGCCCUAAUUUCUGGGCGCGAGCAAAAAUAUUUCGAGCGAUUAGAAAGGGCGAUCGAUCGAUCGGGGCGCGCGAUUCGCGAUCGUAUGAGCGUGAUCGAUUGCGGCGUGGCGAGGGAUGAUCACGGUGAUGCAUGAUUUUGUGGCAAUGCUCGUCAACGGGGCGGGUGAUGUUUCCAGCAGCGCCAGGUCGUGGAGCGCGGCGGGGGCGCUGCUCGUCCUCCUCUGGAUUGCGCUGGCGACGCUGCUGCCGCCGAUCCUGAGGAGGAUUGAGAGCGAUUCGUCGGCGCGGCAGGAUGGGAGGAGCGACCGGCUCCAGCGCAAUCUGGAUUGGGCGACGGAGCGUAGGAAGAUUUUUGCCGACUAUGAGAAAGUGAGGAGGAGCUUGAAUAUCGCUGGACCCUCCACGGGAGUAGUGGCAACAGAAGAGUUUAAGGUGAAUUCUCGAGGUGUUGAGCUUUUUACAAAGAGCUGGUUGCCGGAAUCUGGCCAACCCAAGGGACUGAUCUUCUAUUGCCAUGGAUACGGUGAUACUAUCUCUUUCUUCUUCGAAGGAAUUGCGAGAAGGCUCGCUCGAGCUCAAUACGCGGUGUUUGGAAUGGACUACGAGGGAUUCGGUCUCUCGUCUGGCCUACACGGCUACAUCGAAAGCUUUGAUGUUCUCGUUGAUGAUGUAAUCGAGCAUUACUCGUCCAUCCGAGAACGAAAGGAGUUCACAGGACUUCCAUGCUUUUUGUUUGGUGAAUCCAUGGGAGGAGCCAUAGCCAUCAAAGCACAUCUCAAGCAGCCGAAAGUCUGGGAUGGAGCAGUCCUGGUCGCUCCAAUGUGCAAGAUUGCGGACGACAUGUAUCCUCCGUGGAUUCUGGUGCAGAUUUUAAAGGCUCUCGUUCCGGUUUUCCCGAAGUCAAAGCUACUGCCCACGCGAGACCUUGCUGCCUAUGCCUUCAAAGACCCGGAGAAACGCAAGAAGGCAUACUACAACGUCGUUGGCUACGUCGAUAGGCCGCGCCUUAGAACAGCUUGGGAGUUGCUUGUGACGACACAGGAGAUCGAAUCGAGCAUGAGACAAGUGUCUCUACCGCUGCUCAUAUUGCACGGUGGUGCCGACAAAGUCACGGAUCCAUCGGUGAGCAAAGCUUUGUAUGACAACGCUAGCAGCACGGACAAGAGGCUCUAUCUCUACGAGGGGGUCUAUCACGGCAUUUUGGAAGGCGAGCCCGACGAUACCAUCGACAGAGUUUUGGCGGAUAUUUGCUCGUGGCUUGAUCUCCACUCCAAACAAAACUAAUGCAAAGAAUUGAUCUUGUCAAUACAAACAUCUUUGAUACAUUUU